Molecule: messenger RNA, 1203 nt
Organism: Clupea harengus (Atlantic herring)
Lineage: Eukaryota; Metazoa; Chordata; Actinopteri; Clupeiformes; Clupeidae
Product: citron Rho-interacting kinase-like
Exons: 9
Coding region: 127-1203 (358 amino acids)
Source: RefSeq, a predicted model, not a curated record
GUUGGAGUUUCCGAGCAAGUCAAAAAGUAACAUGAGUGCGUUCUAUUACUUUAUGACGCAUUGUGGGCGUGGUUACAUCUUUUAAAUUUGACGAGAAAGCGAAAAACGUAUCGUUUCUCGGACGCCAUGGAUUCAGCGGACACAGAGACUGUAAGGGGGCUUCCGCUGCGGGAGCAGAGAAUUCGUAUUCAACAACUAGAGAAAGAGUCCGAACACAAUGCAGCAAGAGAGAUCUUGGAAAAUGACCACAAACUCCCUCGCGAUGCGAAGACACUGGGCAAUUAUCUGCUAGAUCGAGGGCCCGCCCUCCAGAACAUCGUGGAGAAGCAACAGCGUCGAUUGUGCACCCUGGUUGAGCAGCACAAUGGCUUGCAGUACACACUUCGGUUAAGAGAGUCCCAGCUGCUGGAGAUGGAGAAUACCAUGAAGAGUCUGGAGCGGCACAGUAAUCCAGAUCCGAAAAAGCGACAUUAUGAUCAGAGUGUUCGACUGUUGGAAAACUGUCUUGAGAAAAUGAGUAUGAAGAUCACUGAGGCAGAACAUAUCCAGAACACAUACAUUCGAGUGGAAGAGCACAUACACCGGGAAGUGAGGGAGAUGCCCCAGGUUCUAGACAAACUACAGUCUACUGUGAUGCGUGGCCAGACGGAGCUCAGUGAAGUGGCCCAGAUAUCUCAGUCCGCCCUGGCCGCAGUGGAGAGCACUAAGGGAAUGCUGGUCCAGUUGGAGAGACAGCUGAUGACGGAGCGGCAAGUCAUAGAUGGCAAGCUGAACACCAAGCACCUGGAGAAAGAGAGAGGGGUGGAGGGACGCCUGGAAAGAGAGGAGGGCGACAGGCGCAUCAGCCGUGCCUCAAACCGAUCAAAGGACCAGAAAAAGUCAAUCAUGCCCAAAGAAGACCUCACUGACACCAUUGAUCCCGUUGGUGUCCGAGUGGCCCAGAAGUCACCCACUCCAACCAACACACAGCAGUCCCACAUGAAAAUGGCGAAGGAAAUGGAUGAUCUAAAGGAGGCCCUCGGCUGCACUGACCUGCAGGAGCUGGAGAGCAGGCUGGUGUCCCAGACGGCCACACAGCAGCAGCUGCACACCCAGAUGAAGCAGUGCGAGGAGCGGGCGGCCCAGAAGCAGGAGGAGCUGGCCGCCCUGGAGCUGCAGUACGCCCAGAUCAAGUUCAACCCCGGGCCUGGCUGUGAGAGGUGA